Molecule: messenger RNA, 1517 nt
Organism: Frankliniella occidentalis (western flower thrips)
Lineage: Eukaryota; Metazoa; Arthropoda; Insecta; Thysanoptera; Thripidae
Product: clavesin-2-like
Exons: 6
Coding region: 198-1169 (323 amino acids)
Cellular component (GO): membrane
Molecular function (GO): phosphatidylinositol bisphosphate binding
Source: RefSeq, a predicted model, not a curated record
CCCGCGAGGCGCGCAGUCACUUCGCGCCCAGGAUCCCGCCUCCCCGCACUGCAGUCGGCGUGUUGCUCCCGCUCCCGCUGGCUUUCUGCAGCGUCUCAGUCAGCCUCGCCGCCGGCCGUGCGCCGCCGCCGCCGCACCGGUGUUGUGCCGUUCCCGCCAACCACCCGCCACAGGUCCUCCUACCCACAGCAGCCACCAUGCCGGGCGUGGACUCUCACGACCCCGAUCCUGUGCCGGACGUCAUCAGCCCCAAGGACCUGAAUGACCUCCUGAGGGAGAUCGGUACCACGCCCGAGUCCCUGAAAAGAGACGCCGCCGCGCUGCGCGAGUGGAUCGUCGCCGAGCCCCACCUGCCCAACGUCACGAGUGAUUUGGACGAAUGGCUGGAGACGUUCCUCAUCGUCUCCAAGAACUCGAUGGAAAAGGCCAAAGCUCGGCUGGACAACUACUUCACCUGCCGCACGACGCUUGCCGACUGGUUCGUCGUGCCGCCGCCUCCAGAGGACAGGGGCAUCAUGGAGGACACCGACUACGUCCAGGGCGGGUACCUGCCCAGGCUCCUGCCGGGAGGCCUUUGCCUCUACUUCGAGAAGCCCGUGAUGCCUCCUCACGGCAACUGGUCUCGCAUCGACCUGUCCACCCACUACCGGCGGUCACUGCUGAACGUGGAGGCAAUGUUCGGCCGCUGCAAGCCGGUUCGGGGGGUCGUCUUCGUCUACGACCAGAAGAACAUCAACAUGGGCGUCGUCACCACCCUCCUGAGCUCGUUAGGAUUGUUCAGGAAGUGGAUGGGUUGCAUCCAGGACGCUAUGCCUACCAACGUGAAGGCCAUCCACCUCAUCAAUGGCACGGCACCUAAUAUCACGCGAAUGCUCCUGAACGCUUUUACCCCAUUGAUGAAAGCGAAGAUCGCCGGGAGGAUAAUUGUUCACGACAGUUUAAAAAGCCUGCACGAGCACAUUGCUCCAGAAUACUUACCGAAGGAAUAUGGAGGAAGUGAGGAAGCAACAUUGAAGGAGAUGGGCACUGUUUUGGGAAACUUUAUAUUGAGUAAGAAGGAAUGGUACGCUUCAAGAGCAUGGAUGAAAACUGACGAGAGUCUCAGGGCAGUCAAGAAAACUUCUGAAUUUGGAAUUGAGGGUUCAUUUCGAAAACUGGAAGUAGAUUAAAUUGUAGGUGUAGAUAUUAAGUACAAACAGGUUAAAUUAUGACAAAUUGAUAGAUUUAGCAAAAACAUGUGUUACUUUAUUUCAUUAAAAAUAACAUAAAACAAAAACAAAAAUAGCCUUCAAAAUAUUUGAAACUAUCUAUCUAAUUAUAUUUUCUAUUUCUAAAAUAAUGAUGAAUUAUUGUAUCACAGCCAUAUCAACAACACCCUAGAAUUCUAAAAAAUUAGAUCAUUGACUGGUCUAUAGGGUGCUUCACACUAUGACAUUAAAUCACCACAAAAUUAAUUGUAAAAACAAAACAGAAGAUAAAAAGUACUGGACAUCAUGAAAUAAAACAAUAAUUUCUUA